This is a messenger RNA of Cannabis sativa, 2241 nucleotides long. RefSeq lists its product as uncharacterized. The transcript is spliced from 4 exons. Bases 718 to 2118 code for a protein of 466 amino acids. Lineage: Eukaryota; Viridiplantae; Streptophyta; Magnoliopsida; Rosales; Cannabaceae. Gene Ontology annotation, biological process: multicellular organism development. The record is from RefSeq and is a predicted model, not a curated record.
CCUAAAACAAAACAGGUGGAACUUACAUUUCGUCUUAAUAAAGUUAAAAAAAUAUUACUCAUGGACCUGCUUAAUCAAUUAUUAAUUAACUAAAGAAGAGAAGAGAAUGUACACACACAUCAUAUAAUAAUAAUAAUAAUAAUAUAUUUAUGUUUUAUAUAUUUAAUAUGACUGACUGACCACCAUCUAUUUUCUCUCUCUCAUUCUCUCUCUUCUGCAACUUAUAUUUCAUCUCCACAAGCUUCCAAACAAAGAGAAUUAAUGGAAAGUGAGAUUUGCAACGUUUAUUCUUCUGGUUCAUGUGUAGAAGUAAUAUUAGUUAUAUUAUUAUUAUUAUGUGUUGGUUGAUGCAUAUAUAGAACAAAAAUAUAAACCUUAUCUGUAAGAAGCCGUUAAUGGGUGUCUCUGAUUUUCCAUCUUCUUCUUCUUCCUUUAACACUAUUAUUAUUAAUAAUCCCAAACAACAUUCCUAUGGCCCCAUUAUUAUUCAUUACAGCCAAUCCUUCCUCCUCAUAUUAUUAUUAUUAUUAUAAAAAACCAGUUCAAUAUAUUCAAACCUCACUUUCUUCCAUAAUCCAUGGCUCUAGCUGCUAAGAUCAUCACCACCACCACCACUGAGUUUCAUUAUUAUUAUUAUUAUUAUUAUUGUUAUUGUUGUUGUUGUUUCUAUCAGCUGAUUAUCAACGAAUAUUCCAGCCCAGUUUCUCGGCUGUGACCAUGGUUCCUGAACCAAACCUCUCAAAACAACAUCACAAUCUUCUUCUUCUUCAAAAGAGUAGCGAUAUUAUUAUUAGUAGUAACAAUAAUAAUUAUUAUGGUAAUUACGAGAAGUAUAGAGAUCAAGAGUGUUUUAGUCUUAUGAUGAACCGAGCCAACAACGAAGGAUAUGAUAACUACUGUACUAGUACAACUGAUCAAUCUUGCUUAGGAUCUGAUCUAGUACCAGUGGCCGCCGCCGCCACAACCACAACCACCACAACAACUGAUCCAAAUUCAUCAAUGGCAGAAGAUGAAUCCAGAACAAACAGCCUUAAUAAUAACAUUAACAACCAAGAAGAAGCCGGUUCCACCUCAAAACAACAACAACAACAACAUCAAGAUCAAGAGACAGCCAUGAUCAAAGUCGACCAAGACCACGCCAGCUGGCUCCAAUUGAGCAUAGGCGGUACUUGCAGCAGCGGCGGCGCUGAGCCAACACCCAGAAGAAGAGGUUCCGGGUCCGGGUCAGAGCCGGGUGGGUUAAUGAUAGAGCUGGAUCUGUUACCCGGUGGUAGUAGUACUACUAGGAGACAAGAGGAGGCAGCCAACAGAUCAAGUAAUAUUAGUAAUGUUCCUUUGUUUCAAUUAGGGCCUCAUAAUAAUAAUCAUCAAGUCUCAAAUUUUGGUACUACUAAUAAUUAUAGUACUACAUCGUUAAUGUAUUUUCAAAACCCAGGAACUACUACCACUACUAGUAGUAGUUCUAACUUUCCUGUUCCUCAUCCUCAUCAAAUUCCUAUUCAACAUCAUCUUUCUUCACAAUAUCAAUAUCAUCAACAGCAAGAGGCCAUCAAUUGGGGGUUUAGGCCUAACUUAAUUCAUCAUCAUCAUAAUCAGUAUCCCUCAUCAUCAUCCUCCUCCUCUCAGUUGCAUAAUACUAAUACCCAUAACAAUAGUAAUAUUUUGAUGAUUCCACAACUGGGGUCUUCUUAUUUCGGUCGCCAGUUUCAUCUCCAACCACCGCCGGUACUCGAUACCGCCGCUGCCCCCGAACCCAGCUUAGAUUUCAGAGUUGUUAACCCUCCCAAGAGGCCCCACUCUGGCAUUUGGUUUAUGCUCCAAGCAUCACAAAAUCAAGCUAAGGAACCAUUCUUGCCUCAAAUAUCAAAGAGCUUCUUAAGAAUACGGGAUGGAAGCAUGACAGUUGGAUUGCUAAUAAAGUAUCUGGUCAAUAAGCUGAGAUUGGAUAGCGAAUCAGAGAUAGAGAUCAGAUGUAGAGGGCAACAGGUUCUACCCAUGUUGACGUUGCAGCAAGUAAGAGAUAACAUAUGGGGUCCAACUGUGACUACUUUGCUUCCAGACUCUUCUUCUUCUACAACUGAUCAUCUCAUGGUGCUUCACUACGCUAGGACUCCUUAAUUUUAUAUCCAUUUUUCUCAUUUAUUUAUAUAAUAUUUGUCUCCCUUGUAUUAUCACCAUUUUUAUAAUUUAUAUUAAAAGGGAAAAGAAAAAAAAAAACUUUUUUUCAUUCUUACUUCUAAA